AUGGGGGUCUCCAAGAGGAAGGCCCCGAGCGGCCAGGGCGACUCGGCGUCCCCCACGAGCGCAGCCAAACGGUCCCGCACUGAGGAGCUCACGGGCGUGCGGUUCAAGGCUCAGCUGAGGGACCCGCAGGGCUCGGGGCCAGCCUUGGAAGCAUUUGUCUCUGCUGCCAAGAAGCUACCACGAGAAGAUGUGUAUGAUGUUGUGGAAGGGUAUAUAAAGAUUUCUGUUGAGUGUGCAGAAAUUUUCCAGCUCCUGAGUGGAGAGAAGCGGCCUGAAAGUGAAUCCCCCCCCCUGCUAUUAAUAUUUCAAGUUUUCGAGGCCAUAUUGUUGAGGACAGCCGGUGAUCUUUCACAUUUCCAUGUUGUGGGAACCAACAUUGUGAAAAAGCUACUGAACAACCACAUGAAGCUCAUUUGUGAGUCCCUGUAUGCCUCGGGUUACAGGGUGGCUCGAGCCUGCCUGAACCUGAUGGCCGCCAUGGUGACCCAGGGUCCUGAAGCUGCCAGGGAUGUCUGCAGCCAUUUUGAUUUGAAUAAAAAGACCUUGUACACCCUGGUGACCAAAAGGGAUUCAAAGGGAGUGCAUGACGUUCGGCUGGCCUACAUUCAGUUUGUCCUUUCCUUUUUAAUUGCUGGCGAUGACAGCACUAUAGUGCAGGUGUUGGAGGUGAAAGAAUUUAUCCCUUGCAUCUUUAGCUCAGGCAUAAAGGAAGAUAGGAUUUCUACCAUCAAUAUUUUGUUAUCUACCCUGAAAACAAAGGUAGUUCACAAUAAAAAUAUCACAAAAACCCAGAAGGUGCGUUUCUUUACCGGGCAGUUAUUGAACCACAUAGCAUCUCUCUACAGCUGGAAUGGGAUUGCCGAUGUGAACCUGGAAAACCCAGGAAACUUCCAGAUCCCUGCUGACGAAGCAGGGAAAGCCAUGGUGAGGGAGCUCGUUCAUAACUUCCUGAUGGAUCUUUGCUGUUCACUCAAGCAUGGAAUUAAUUUUUACGAUGCGUCUUUAGGCACCUUCGGCAGAGGAGGAAACCUGACGCUCCUGCAUUUCUUGCUGGGUUUGAAGACUGCAGCGGACGAUGAGCUGGUGGCUGAGCUGGUGGUGAGCAUCCUGAAAGUGUGCCCAGACUUACUGAACAAGUAUUUCAAGGAAGUCACAUUUUCCUUUCUCCCAAGAGUGAAGUCCACUUGGUUAAACAAUAUCAAACUACUAAACAAGAUCUAUGAGGCCCAGCCGGAGAUUUCCCGGGCAUUUCAGACCAGAGAGUUUAUACCCUUGCCUCGGCUCCUGGCAAUGGUGAUGGUGACCACUGUGCCCCUGGUGUGCAAUAAGAUCAUGUUCACCCAAGCACUGAAUUUGGACAGCAAAUCAGUGAAACACACAGCUUUAUCCCUUACUUCCGUCAUUUUGAAGAGAGCAUUAAAAACUAUUGACCACUGCCUGAAUAAAGAGAUGUGGCAAGAAUCAGGCGUGUACACGGCCGUGCUGAUGGAAGAAUUUGUGCAGCUCUUCAGAGAAGCCCUGAGCAAGAUUUUGCCAGACCUGAACACUAUCGUGUGGGUCUGGCAGUCACUUAAAAAGCAAGAGACAAAACAGGAUGGCGAGAAAGGGAAGAAAAGGGGUGACAGGACUCCAGCUGCCUGCAAGACUCACCAGUGCGAUGAUGCAGAAACCAUUCUUUUGAAAGCCGUUCUGCUCCAGGUCAUAUGCCUCUACCAGAAGGUGGUCCCCCACGUGGUUACGCAGUACAACUUUGACUUCAGCAAGCUCCUAAAAGGUGUCAUCUCUGAGCAGGGCCUUCAAGAGGAGGUACCUCCCAUUCUGCAGCACCACAUGCUGAAGGUGGCCCUGGAACUGCCUGCCAACAAAUUUUUGUGGUUGAAGGCACAGGAAGGCCCAGAUGCACAAAUCAUUGGAGGUGAACGAUCAGUAUUUUACUUACUGAUGAAAAUGUUCGUGACCAGUAGCCAUUUACAACUCAGGUCAUCAACCAAACUUCUGAUCAUAAAGGUUUUAUUGACAUUGGUGGCGAAUCCCUAUUCAUACACAGACAAAGCAUCUGACUUUGUCCAAGAAGCCAGCACACUGCAGGCCACUGUGAUGAAGCUAGACGCUGAUGAUGUCAGCAUCCCUGUCUCCCACAUCGACGAUGUCCUCGACAUGGUGGAUGUCCUGGUAGAGGACAGCAAGGGCUUGGAUGAGGAAAUUGGGUUCUUGUUAAAUGAGGACAUGAUCCUGCUCACAUUCCCCUUCAGUGCUGUGGUCCCUGCAGCCCUGGAAGCCAGGAAUAAGUUGCUCCUUGGGACAGAAAAUGAAGCAGUGGAAAGCAUUGUGGCUUAUCUGACAGCGGUGCUGACUGACCUCCUCCACACUCAGAGGGACCCCCUGGCUCUGUGUCUUCUGCUCCAGGCCUAUGACAAGUUUGAGUCUCCAAGCCCACCUUGUUGCCAUCAGCUUUCCCAGUUUAACAGAUACUACAGCCUCUGGAUCCCGGAGCAAGCCCGAGAGGCCUGGCCAUUGCAGGUGUCAGGCAGCCCAGAGCCCCCCACACCUCCCUCGGCCUCCUGCUUCAUGGCCCUGCUACAGGUGGCCUACGAGCGCCAGGAGCUGUGGGACCAGCAUGUCCAGGUGCAGCUGCGGGCCGCCCUUUUGCAGCUCCCCAUGCACCAGGCCCCACGCGCGGUCAAGCAGGUGCUGCUCUACCUGAAGAGCGCCGUGGAGAGUUUUGACCAGCUGGGCAGAAGUGCAGGCCCCCCGCUUCUACAGCUCUACCUGGAUCUCCUCAAGCGCCUGGUCAUCCACUGUGAACAACUGGAUGCCCAGAACCAGCAGCGCUGUGAGGCUGCUAGGACAGAGUCUGACCUCUUCCUGGACAUGGAGGCCGUGGCCUCGCUGCAACUGGCUAAUGAUCAGACGCUGGAGGAGGUGCUUGUGACCACCCUCAGACAUCCCACGCUGGAGGGCUGGUUCCUGGCCCUGGAGCAGCAGUCUCUCCCCCCGCACACCCUCAGCCCCAUCCUUGUGAAACUCCUGGCAGCCCACUUUAGUGCAGGAGUCCUUCAGCUGCUGGCAGUGAGUGCCCCAAUCCUCCGGAACAUUGGUCAGCUGGGUCUCCUAGCUAGGUACUUAGAAGCCAUCACCCAAAGUGUGUUGAAAGAGCUGCGGACGAGGAGGGUGGGCCCAGCCACACUGCCACCCAAGACUCUGCCACAGCUGGAGGCCCUGCAGGAGCUGCAUGCAUACAUGGAGAGUGUCCAGCUCCGCGAGAUCACGCUGGCACUGCUGAGCCUGCCUGAGGCUCACCUGGUGACCCAGCGACCCACAAAGCCCCCUGGGAAAGAGAGAUGCCUGAACAUUCUUGGGAAGACCCUGGUGCAGCUGUUGACCAGCAGCCCCCAGGAUCAGCUGCAGAGUGGCGAGCUGUUCUGGUCCUCCGAGUAUGUGAGAAGCCUGGGGGCUUUGCUCCCCACACUGGCUGUGGACGAGCUGGACACUGUGUUCCUCCACACACUGCAGAGACACCCUGUGCUGGCUCCUGUGGUCAGGGUCAGCCUGCUCGAGUACUGCCUGGCCCGGCGGACACAGGCGGCUCUUGGCAUUGCUGGCCUGCUCAUCCAGCAGAGCUGUCCCCACCUGCUGUGGUUUGAGUGCUGGUGCCAGCAGGCGGGCACGGGGCCUGGCCUGCGCAAGGACCUGGACAGUUUCCUCCCCCUCGUCCAUGUGUACCUUCAGUGCAGGACUCAGGGCCAGUUCACCCGCCCAAUAGCAGUGUCCUCUGCUGUCAUUCCUGUCUUGAGGAAGUCCCUGUGGAGACAGCUACAGAGCAGAUUUUUCACUGCUGAUGACCCUCCAGAGUCUGGACUGUAUCAGGAGAUCCUGGCCCAGCUGGUCCCAUUUGCGAGAGCCAAGGAUCUCAGUGUCUUCAUGGACCGUCUGCCCAGCUUGCUUCAGGCUCCGAGUAAUCACAGGAGUUGGAUCAUGGCGGACUCUGUCUCUGUAGCCCUGGCAGGGUCUGCAGAAAAGCUGUGUGCCUGGAGAAGGACCCUUCUGCAGUCCUGUAUCAAGUGGCUGAUCAUGUCUUUCAGUGGUAGCCAGCCAGAAGAUGACAGUACUCGGGAUCAAGAGAAGCAAAUGCUGCUCAGAUUAGAUGAGCUGUUGCAUGCACUUAAUGAAGUUGAUCCUGGUGAUUGGCAGAAAUUUGUGAAGGCGGGACUCAAAUUUCGGUAUCAGGACCACACAUUUUUAAAGACCCUCCAUGCUGCCAUACAGCUGCUGUAUCGCCCAGAAAGCUCUGUGCACACGAAGCUCAUGCAGCUCCCUGUGAUCCACAUGAUGCUCACCCAGCACUCUCUGUUUCUGCCAAGUCUCCUGAAGUCCGAAGAGGAGGAAGAGAACCUGGAUGGUCAAGUCAAAGAAGUGCUGGUGGACCUGAUGUCAACAGUGGUGAGGAUAUGCCCCUCUGUCUGUGAGAGCAGCCACUUUGCAGUGCUUCUUGGGGCCUAUGGUGCCACUCUCAGCAUCCUGGACCAGAAGAUUUUACUUCUCCUCCAGGCCUAUGAACAGAACAAGCUCAGCCUCAUCAACUUCCGGGUGCUGCUGUGGGGCCCAGCAGCCGUGGAGCAUCACAAGACGUGCCGGAGUCUGGGCAAGUCACUGUGGCAGCAGCCGAGCGUCGGGGAUGUCCUCCGCCUGCUGGAUCGGGACCGAAUGAUGCAGACCAUCCUGCACUUCCCCCAGAACCGGAGGCUGCUGCCCCUUGAGGAUGCACAGGAGCUGAUAUUUAAAGAUAAGAGUUUGAGGGUGGAUCUCAAGGGCCUGUACGAUCCCUGCUUUCUCCUUCAUCUCUUCAGUGAACUGACCAGGCCAGAAUUUGUGGUGGAUUGUCGAAAAUUUUUGGAUUCAAAUGCUCUAGGCUUAACUGUCGCGGCCCUCAGCAGCUAUGACCCCCAGAUGCGAGCCGCAGCUUACUACAUCCUGGCGGCUUACUACUCGCACCUGGAGGGAGCACGGUUCCGAGAGCAGUCCCAGCUACUUUACCUGUUGGAUGUAGUCCGGAAUGGGAUUCGAACUCAGAACAUGAGACUCACUUUUACCUUGGCUCUCUUCAUUGCCAAAGCAGCCCAGCAAAUUUUGAAACCAGAGGAGCACAUGUACUUGAAGAUCAACAAGUUCCUGCUGUCACACGAGUACUUGAAUAUGGACAAGGUGCCAGGCUUCUACCAGUUCUUCUAUAGCUCCGACUUUGAGCAAAAAACCGAACAGGAAUGGGUGUUUGGAAUCCUGCGACAGGGGAUUCGUGACAAGCACUGCUACGAGCUGCUUGCCAGGCGAGGGGUCUUCCACAUCAUCCUGUCCUUCUUCAACAGCCCGCUGUGUGAUGAAGUGGUGCAGAAUUGGAUUCUGGAGAUUCUACAGAAUGUUGCCCAGGUUGCCAAAUCUGCCUAUGAAAUCAUACGGGACUAUAGCCUUUUAACCUGGAUUUUACACAUCCUUGAGAGCAAGUUUCUGGAAACUCAGCUGCUCUCUAACGUGAUUUCCUUGCUGCACAUGCUGUGGGUGACCAACCUGGGAGACAAGGGGGUGGAGAGGGAGAGCCGGCCUUGUCACCAGCCCUGCCCUCAGGAGCCCCCCAAACUGCUGGCUCUGCACCUGGUCAACGAGUUCCUUUAUGUUCUCGUCGAGCUCCCGAAGCACCUGAGGCCCACCUUGGCCUCCGCCCAGCUAACCAACUUCUUCUGGACACUUGACUCUGUGCUGAAGUACCGGACCACGGUCAUUCAGGCCUUCAAGGACAUGAACCGAUUCACCGUGAAUGAGACAGUGCUUUCCACCAAGGAUGUCCUUGUCCUCUUGCACAAGUGGAGCCUCAUCGAAAGGGACAUCAGGCUCCAAGAAGACCUGAGAGCAGCCGUUGAGAAGUGCCAAGUCAGGGAGCUGAUGAAAAUGCUCAAGGACAAGAAUAAGCCUGUCGUGCCAGCCCGAGCCAAGGGCCCGCGGGGCCGAAAGAGGCGGCCUGGGGAGGCAGAGGAGACAGCCGACCCUGAGCUGAAGGCAUCCAGCUUGGAGACGUGCAAGGGCCUCCUAAUUUCCAUAUUCACCCACUGGGGGCCAGAGAUCCCUGGCCCUGAACCCGCUCAGGACCCUGUGGAUGGGGCCAAUCUGGAGAGUGGGGCACCCAGCCCCAUGUCCGCCACCACCCCUCUGGUGGUCAGCUGGGUGCUGCGGUCAGCGGCCGAGCAACCUCUCAGCAGGGUAGAGGCUGCAGGGCUCCUUGGCUGGCUUAAGAGCCACAUUUUGCCACACUCGGUGGUUAUGGCUGACCUUCUUAGGGACAGUGCCGUGAGAAGUGCCAUAUUCAAGUUGUACAGCCGGUUCUGUGAUGCCGAGAGGCUGGCAGGGCCUGCACAAGAUGUGGCCUGCCUGUUUAACACAGUCAUGCUACAGCUGGUGGUGGCCCAGGGCAUAGAGGGGAGCCCCUUGCACCUGGCUGCAGAGGCCCUCUGCCGCUCCUCCCUGGAAGAGAAGGAUGGAGCUGCGCAAGCAUCUGCAGCAUUCCUGGUGUCUCUGUACAUUAAGGACAUCUGGCUGGGGGCCCAGCGGCCAGACACCCUCCUAACCCACGUCCAAAUGAUCUGUGAUGCCGUGGAGGAUGCGCCAUGUGGUGAAGAGGAUGCGCCAUGUGGUGAAGAGGAGGCCAUUGUUGUGCUCUGCAAGGAUGUCGCUAUCUCGGCCUCAGGUGCCUGAUGCCCUGCCAGCUGGUGCCUUGAGCACCAGGUUCUAGAAGUUUGGUCGAGUCAAAGAUGUCCAGACAUGCGAAAUGACAUGUUCUGUACAUUGACUCAGUUCUCCAGUAAGAAAAGUUGUAAGGACUUCGUUUAACUGACCAGUAAAUAAUGAAUGCAAGGGACUCCAUGUACCAAGCCAUCAGUGCUGCAGGGAGCAUGGGGUGUGUCUGGGUCAUGAGGCCCAUCAGGUAGGCAAGACCCUUCUUCUCAGGGGUUCCAUCACUCUUCAAAGGAAAUACCUCAAGUUGAGGUGACACUUCUGAGUGCGUAAGGGAUUCGUGGAUAUUAAAGCUAAAAUGUCAAAAAAUAUUCAAGAUAUUUUUUGAUAAUCACGGAGAUAUUUAACAUUUUCUUUCUGUAAGAAGUCAUAACAGUUUUGUAUGACUUUUUGAAUAAAUUUCUGCCAGUGCUUGUUAAUUUAUUAAAUAAAAGGGUGUUACACUAAAUCCUUAAAGUUUAAAAUUGAUUUGACCUCUGCUUUGGGAUAAUACUCUGUAUUUUUUUAAGUUGUUUUCAAAGAGAGAAUUUUGAAUUUUUUAACCUCAUUAAUAAAUGUCUAUUUUUU
Molecule: messenger RNA, 7347 nt
Organism: Galeopterus variegatus (Sunda flying lemur)
Lineage: Eukaryota; Metazoa; Chordata; Mammalia; Dermoptera; Cynocephalidae
Gene: URB1
Product: URB1 ribosome biogenesis 1 homolog (S. cerevisiae)
Exons: 38
Coding region: 1-6741 (2246 amino acids)
Biological process (GO): maturation of 5.8S rRNA from tricistronic rRNA transcript (SSU-rRNA, 5.8S rRNA, LSU-rRNA); maturation of LSU-rRNA from tricistronic rRNA transcript (SSU-rRNA, 5.8S rRNA, LSU-rRNA)
Cellular component (GO): nucleolus
Source: RefSeq, a predicted model, not a curated record